Lathyrus oleraceus (garden pea) is the source of this 1297-nucleotide messenger RNA. RefSeq names its product 1-aminocyclopropane-1-carboxylate oxidase homolog 12. The transcript is spliced from 3 exons. The record is from RefSeq and is a predicted model, not a curated record. The coding region runs from base 21 to 1130 and encodes 369 amino acids. NCBI's taxonomy places the organism in Eukaryota, Viridiplantae, Streptophyta, Magnoliopsida, Fabales, Fabaceae.
AAAAUAUUUGACAUACAAAAAUGGAAAUAUCUAAAACCAGUGAAAUUUCAGUGACAACAAAACCUGACUAUGAUAGAGCAAGUGAGCUCAAAGCUUUUGAUGAAACAAAAGACGGUGUUAAAGGACUUGUUGAUGCUUCUAUCACAAACAUCCCUCACAUCUUCCAUCACGAAUUUCAUAAAGAUUCACCUUUAAGUAGCACCACCAAACUAGUUGUUCCUUCUGUUGAUCUUGUUGAUAUUCAUCAAGAUCCAUUAAAAAGAAAAAUAGUUGUUGAGAAAAUCAAGGAAGCAUCUGAGACAUGGGGUUUCUUUCAAGUUGUCAAUCAUGGAAUACAAGUUAGUGUUUUGGAUGAGAUGAAGAACGGAGUUAUCAGAUUCUUUGAGCAAGAUUCUGAGGUGAAAAGACAACUAUACUCACGUGAUGCUACGAAACCUUUGGUAUACAAUAGUAACAUUGAUCUUUUUAGCUCACCAGCAGCUAGUUGGAGGGAUACCUUUCACUGUUUCUUGGCUCCUCAUUCUCCUAAACCUGAAGAUUUGCCAUCAGUUUGCAGAGAUAUAAUGUUGGAAUAUUCAAAGGAAGUUAUGAAACUAGGAAGUGUAUUGUUUGAGUUAUUAUCAGAAGCACUUGGAUUGGAUCGAAGCUAUCUAAAUGAUAUGAGAUGCAAUGAGGGACUUGCAGCUGUUUACCAUUACUAUCCUUCCUGUCCACAACCAGAAUUAACUUUGGGAGCAAUUAAACACACUGACAAUGACUUUCUCACUGUGCUUCUACAAGAUCAUAUUGGUGGUUUACAACUUGUUCAUGAAAAUAGUUGGGUUGAUGUAUCACCUAUACCUGGUGCUUUAGUCAUCAGCAUUGGUGAUCUUCUGCAGCUUAUAACAAAUGACAGAUUCAAAAGUGUUGAGCAUAGAGUAGUGGCAAACUAUGUUGGUCCAAGAAUAUCAAUUGCAAGCCUUUUUAGCACAAGUCUUCAACCAUCAACAAGACUUUAUGGUCCUAUAAAAGAAUUAGUAUCAGAAGACAAUCCUCCAAAAUAUAGGGAAACUACGGUUCGUGAUUAUGUUGAAUUCUGCAUGACAAGAGGCUCUUAUGGAACAUCUCAUUUGCCAUAUUUCAAGAUUUGAAGUUUCUGGUUAACACAGUCAUACACAACAAAGCUUGUUUCAUAUGUUUAAAUAAGUGAAAGAACUUGUAUGUAGUUGAUAUUCAUGCAAAGAUCUUGUUUAGUUUUGUGAGAAAAUUGUGUUAAUAAUGAGAGUUUUCCUUUAUCAAAAGUAACAUUCCUGUUCAA